Hypomesus transpacificus is the source of this 858-nucleotide messenger RNA. RefSeq lists its product as uncharacterized. NCBI's taxonomy places the organism in Eukaryota, Metazoa, Chordata, Actinopteri, Osmeriformes, Osmeridae. The record is from RefSeq and is a predicted model, not a curated record. The transcript is spliced from 2 exons. The coding region runs from base 1 to 858 and encodes 285 amino acids.
AUGGCCCAGCGGGUCGCUCCCAGCCCUGUCCUCAUGGCGGACCCCGUCGACCGGACGCCAAGCCCUCGCCACUCGCCACCCGCGGUGUCGCAGACAGACUCCAGGCACGGAAGUCCCCAGACCAAGCGACCCUUGUCUCCCCAGGACGGACUUAUGCGGGGUGCCCCGUCCAAGCGACCCUCGUCUCCCCAGGACGGACAAAUGGAGGACGCCGCCGAGCCAAAGAAGCGUCGCGUUGUCCUGUCCUACGAGGACUUGGACCCAGCCAUCAGGGUUCGGGUUUUGGACUACAGGCCGGCCGUUGUGGACAAAAGAGAGUUGCUCACGGAACUCCAGCUGGCGCACCUCUUAAUGUCACUGGACCACUUUGAAAUAAGAGAUGCCGUCGAUUUGGAGCACAAGGCCGUGCAAGUCAUCUGCCUGGGCGCCGUCCACGGAGUUUGGCCUGAUCAGCCCUGGGCGCCGCCCAAUUGCAAAAAGUCUGGCGCCCGGUCCCCAGAGAUUGGUGGUGCCUCUCUGUCGGGGCUGGAGGCGGCAGGUUCCUCUACCUCCGCGAAUGGCGGCUUGCUCGCAUUGGCCCGCUCCGCUGCGGACAGUCUUCUUUCUAGGGCGCCCAUGUGCCGUAGCAUCUUGGCCUCCAACUCUGUGCACCGGGCAGCCGCCUCAGCCAUCACACUCCUCUGCACCUGUUCCACUUCGUGGGCAAGCCUGCCACACUCUGCCUUCAGCUCCAUCACUGUCUGGCCAACUGCUCCUUUUAGGGCGUCGAACUUGAUCUCCAGCAGUUCAAUCUCCGAAAGCGCCAUGUCUUGGUCGUUGCUCAUGUUAGCCUUGCAAAAAAAAACACAAGACAGGUGA